CGGACCAUUGUGGAUAUAUCGUGUGUUUUGAACCGAAACCGGAUUACAUUUGCUGGAUCAUAACGGACAGAAUGAGACCACACACGACGUGAAUUGGCGAUGUUUGGGGGUUCAGAAGUCAUCAGAAGUAUCAUCACACUCAGAGCUUUGUGUCUGUUAUGGACAGCUGCAGAUCCAUCUUGCCUGUGUCCAGUCCCUUCUUCCUGUCUGUUUCCUCACCCCGACCGGUCGAGGCGGAUAGCCAGCCACAUUUAGCCUUAUCCAGCUGGUGGUUUCUUCCUCGUUGAAGAGCGAGUUCUUCCUGUGCACUGUUGCUGUUAAAUGGUAAUUAAUUACAAUUAAAAGGCUUGCUGUGCAGUAUGUGAAAUUUGUUUAGUUCGGUAAGGUCUUAAGCCGUACCUUGUAAUGUGUCUUGAGAUAACUACAGUAUGUUGUUAUUUGGCAAUACUACUAUGAAUAAUAUUUAAUUGAAUUGAUCAGUGAUAUUGAGCUGAGCAGAAACUCAACAAACAGAGCUAACACUGUUAUAACCAGGUUUGAAACUAACGUCAAAUGUUUGUUUACCGUAGAAUAAAGAACAACAAACACCAGGUCUGGUUCUCUGGCUUCCUUUGGUCCUGAAGUUGCUAAGACACCCAGUGUAAUGAGACACUGACGUGUAUCCAACUAAUUCACAACACGUGACACAAUGACCAGCAUUUCUGCCUCCAUACGAUCAAAGACAAACAAUAUAAAUGUCAGGUCUCUGUCAGCAAACCUCAGUUUAGGGAGCUGUCAACAGGUUUCAGUUUGCUGUGUCAUCCUUAAUAUUUGUUGUUAUUUCUAGGGAAACAGUUAUUGUGAUGAGGCAAGCAGAGAGAUCAGCCUCCACAAUUAAUACUUCGUUUGUUCGUCCUGCAGCUUUUUACAUCAAUGGCUUCACCAACAUCCCUCAUGCUCAGUAUUACUACGUGUUCCUGUGCUUCGUCUACAUCAUGACUGUUGUUGGGAACGGUUUUCUGAUGUCUGUGAUUUACCUGGUGAAGACUCUUCAUUCUGCUAAAUACAUGAUUGUGUUCAGCCUGGCUUUAACAGAUCUGUGUGGCAGCACUGCUCUCAUCCCUAAAGUCCUGGACACGUUCUUGUUUGACAGGAGAUACAUUGUCUAUGAGGCUUGUUUGAGUUACAUGUUCUUUGUGUACUUCUUCACAAGUGUGCAGUCAUGGACACUUGUCACUAUGGCCUAUGACAGGUUUGUAGCCAUUUGCUUCCCUUUAAAUUACCAUCGUAUUGUGACUAAACCAGCUGUUGCUGUGAUGCUGCUGUUGACAUGGGCAGCUGUAUUAAGCUUGAUAGCGUGCAUGGCUGGACUACUGGACCGACUGUCCUUCUGUGGGUCUUUGGUGAUACAAAGUUUUUACUGUGACCAUGGACCAAUGUAUCGUCUUGGUUGUAAUGAUUUUUCUCCCAAUUACAAUGUUGCAAAUGUUUUUUUAGUCACAAUAAUAUUUUUGCCUUUGACAUUAAUAGCACUGACCUACGUGUGCAUUGUUGUUGCUCUGAGCAGGAUCGCAUCAGGACCAGAACGACUCAAAGCUCUGAAAACUUGUACUUCUCACCUAAUUCUUGUUGCUAUUUUCUUUCUACCACUCAUGGCCACGAAUUUAGCUGUUCUGACAUCCUCUCUUCAUCCUAACACCAGGAUCAUCAACUCCACUUUGACACACACUGUACCAGCUCUGCUCAACCCCAUCAUUUACUCUUUAAAGACUGAAGAAUUGCUGAAGUCUAUUAAAAAGCUUUGGAAAAUCAGUAGACUUAAAAUUAUAACUUAAUUUAUAACAUGAACUUUCACCACGGCUCUAGUGACACACAUGUAACUGAAUUGAAAGCGUCUUAUUCAUAAAAAUUUAAUUUAUUGUUUGUUGUCUUUAAAUGUUGUAAAUUCUAAUAUUUAAUUACCUUAUAAUAAACUCCCUUUGCAGAAUUAAAGAUGUGGAUUAUUGUGUCUUAAUCUAGUAACUGUCUGUGUUU
Messenger RNA from Betta splendens (Siamese fighting fish), 2013 nucleotides. Its product is annotated as olfactory receptor 51F2-like. Gene Ontology annotation, cellular component: membrane. The record is from RefSeq and is a predicted model, not a curated record. The coding region runs from base 843 to 1814 and encodes 323 amino acids. Gene Ontology annotation, biological process: G protein-coupled receptor signaling pathway. The transcript has 2 exons. Gene Ontology annotation, molecular function: G protein-coupled receptor activity; olfactory receptor activity. Lineage: Eukaryota; Metazoa; Chordata; Actinopteri; Anabantiformes; Osphronemidae.